AAGACACUCUCACCUCCAGAGCCACAGAAGAAAUUAGGCUUUCAGGUAGAGAAUUUCUAUUAUUCUGAUUGCUUCCAAAUAAAGUAUUUUUUUUAAGAAUUUAAUUUUUUACUUGAUGAAAAAGCUUUUAUGUUCUAAUUUCCUGAGUAUUUAGAGAGUCUAGAAGGAGCAGAUUUUCCUAUAUAUGAAAAUAUUUAAGUAUAAGAUAUUUUAAAACCAAAGAUAAUAUUUGACCAGUUCAAAAAUUAGAAAUGGGCUUAAGUAUUCUCAGAGCUUUUCUUUACUUCGGGGUUCGAGACUGUGUUAUUGCUAUUAUUUACGAUAAUUUUAUUUGUGCUAAAACCAGUGGUUUCACAAAUGUUUUCUUCCUCUCCACCCAAUUAAUUCCCUUCCCGAAAUUACUAAAAACAUAGGAUGCAAAUCAACAACAAACAUAUAGUAGUCUAGACAUCUUGAUUUGUAUCUUGGGAAACGUUCUACAUUUCUUAAGUCUCUCGGCACAAAAUGUAUGGAAAACUCUUGUUCUCUGUGCUGGUAAUUGUACACUUAGAUUUGCAAUUCAGACAUUUAUAUAUAUAUAUAAAAAGUCUAUUACAUUAAGUUUCAUAUUAAGUAUGGUCUACAACCAGCAGAAUCAUACAUGUGUUGUUUUCUUUUUUAGAAUGAUUUCAUUAUGGCAAAUGGCUUAUUUCACUUCCUUAUUUGCUACAGUUUCCUGUGGAUGCGUGACUCAGCUAUAUAAGAAUACCUUCUUCCGAGAUGGGGACGUAAGCUCCACGUACAGCCCAAGCGCCCAGCACUGUCAGAUGAUCUGCACCUUCCACCCCAGGUGCUUAUUUUUCAGUUUUCUUCCUGCAAGUUCAACUAACGCCACAAACAAAAGGUUUGGUUGCUUCUUGAAAGAAAGUACAGCAGGGAUCCUUCCAAGGGUACCAAAGGCAGGGGCGAUUUCUGGACAUUCCCUCAAGCACUGUGGACGACGCAUCAGUGCUUGCCACCGAGGUGUUUAUAAAGACAUUGAUAUGAGAGGAGCCAAUUUUAAUGUAUCUAAAGUUAAAAGUGUUGAAGAAUGCCAAAAAAGGUGUACCAAUAACAUUCACUGCCAUUUUUUCACAUAUGCCACGCAAACAUUUCCCAGGGCAGCGUUCCGGAACAACUGCUUAUUAAAGAGUAGCCUGAGCGGAUCACCAACCAGUAUAAAGGUGCUGGAUAACGUCCUGUCUGGAUUCUCACUGAAGCCCUGCGCACUCUCAGAAAUAGGUUGCCACAUGGACGUUUUCCAGCAUCGCGCGUUUUCAGAUGUGGAUGUUGCCCGCGUUGUUGCUCCGGACGCUUUUGUAUGCCGCACCAUCUGCAGCUAUCAUCCCAGCUGCCUCUUCUUCACGUUCUAUACAAAUGCGCGGAACGUAGAGUCACAGCGAAAUGUUUGUUUCCUUAAGACUUCCAAAAGUGGAAUGCCAAGCUCCUCUACUCCACAGGAAAAUGCCAUAUCUGGAUACAGCCUUUUAACCUGCAAAAGGGCUUUGCCUGAACCCUGUCACUCCAAAAUUUACCCUGAAGUUGAUUUUGGAGGGGAAGAGUUGAAUGUGACCUUUGUUAAAGGAGCGAAUGUUUGCCAAGAGACUUGUACCAAGAUGAUUCGCUGUCAGUUUUUUACUUAUUCUUUACUCCCAGAAGACUGUCAGGGAGAAAAGUGUAAGUGUUCUUUAAAAUUAUCUUUGGAUGGUUCCCCAACCACAAUUACGUAUGGGACACAAGGCAGCUCUGGUUAUUCUUUGAGACUGUGUAAGACUGGGGAGGACUCUGUCUGCACUACAAAGUCAAGCACACGUAUUGUUGGAGGAACCAACUCUUCUUGGGGAGAGUGGCCCUGGCAGGUCAGCCUGCAGGUGACACUGACAGCCCACAGACACCUGUGUGGAGGGUCAAUCAUUGCCCACCAGUGGGUCCUAACUGCUGCCCAUUGCUUUGAUGGGCUUCCCUGGCCGGAUGUUUGGCGCGUUUAUGGUGGCAUUUUACAUCUAUCAGAUAUAACAAAAGAAACGCCUUUCUCACUAGUAAAAGAGAUUAUUAUUUACCAGCAAUAUAAAAUCUCAGAAGGUGGUCAUGAUAUUGCCUUACUGAAACUUGAGGCGCCUUUGAAUUAUACUGAAUUCCAAAAACCAAUAUGCCUACCUUCCAAAGAUGAUACAGAUACAAUUUAUACCAACUGCUGGAUCACUGGCUGGGGCUACACCAAGGAAAAAGGUGAAAUCCAAAAUACUCUGCAAAAGGCAAAUAUUCCUUUGAUAACGAAUGAAGAAUGCCAGACAAGAUAUAGAGAUUAUGAAAUAACCAGUCAAAUGAUCUGUGCUGGCUAUAAGGAAGGGGGAACAGAUGCUUGUAAGGGAGAUUCAGGUGGUCCCCUAGUCUGUAAACACGAAGGAAUCUGGUAUUUGGUGGGCAUCACCAGUUGGGGUGAAGGCUGUGCCCGCAGAGACCAUCCAGGUGUCUACACCAAAGUGGCUGAGUAUGUGGACUGGAUUUCAGAGAAAACGCAGGAUGGUAGUGGACACUCUUGGAUGAAGUCGCCAGAGGCUAUGUAGUGGUAGUGAAAAGCCUGUCUGCAGCGCCAGUUUUACAAACCUGAGUUCUAGCCUUGGUGUCCUCAUAUGCAAAACGUGGAGAGUGGUGUCUACCUCACAUCCUUGUCAUAAUGCUAAAACGAGACAAGGCAUGCAUGGCUGCCGAGGUCCAUGUCUGUGCUGGGCAUGCCUUUGGCAUUCUAUAAACGGGAGCUAAUAAUGGCAAAUGACACCUGAAGGUCUUCUCCACAAUCACUUAUUAUGAAAUAAAAUGG
Molecule: messenger RNA, 2839 nt
Organism: Trichechus manatus latirostris (Florida manatee)
Lineage: Eukaryota; Metazoa; Chordata; Mammalia; Sirenia; Trichechidae
Gene: KLKB1
Product: kallikrein B1
Exons: 14
Coding region: 615-2585 (656 amino acids)
Biological process (GO): proteolysis
Cellular component (GO): extracellular region
Molecular function (GO): protein binding; serine-type endopeptidase activity
Source: RefSeq, a predicted model, not a curated record